Cooperia oncophora is the source of this 1908-nucleotide messenger RNA. Lineage: Eukaryota; Metazoa; Nematoda; Chromadorea; Rhabditida; Trichostrongylidae. The record is from the annotation of a GenBank genome assembly.
AUGCGGAUAGUUCUAUGCCUCUACCUCGUCACAUGGAUAUCGGCCGGUAUCAUCGACGACUUGCCGCAUUGUUCUCGGAGUACGGUAAUGGAGGGUGAAAUCCGCGAAUACGAUAAUUUUGGACGGCCGAAGAUCUACAGCGCUGUGCAACUUUCGAUGGCAUUGCACGAAGUGGCAUGUAUGACAAUAAAGAUGAACGACAGUGAAUCAUCCAUUCUUCAUACGUUGGAAUUCUUGCGGCUCGAACAGCAUCACCCCGUCUCUGGAAUGUACCAGUUCGGAAUUCCGAAGAUCACUUCCUCCUGUAUUUGUGACUGUGCUGGAGGUGAUGCUCCCUGUAAGAUGAAUGAAUACAACUAUCGGAACUGUACAUCCGGUGCCCUUUGCUAUCGAACCUACCAUCCAAUACAGUCGAAUGUUGGUUGUCUUGGCGAGCAGAAAAGCGAGGCUUGUUGUCAGCUACGGAUAGAGCCGUUCAAAGAUUGGACUUUCACUGCGGUCAAAAUUAAUCAGCCAUCUACAGUACUUGUUUUUAGGUACAAUAUCUACGACCGCUUCAACAAUCGAUGGCGGAAAGCUUCUGAGGAAGUGGUUGAAGUGCCAAUGAAUCGAGGCAUCUUCAAGUUCGAUUUCAAUAAUGUGCACAAAAUCGAGAUGGUCGUCUCAGGCAGUCGACCGAACAGAGAACUCCAGCCCGGAAUGUACUUUCUCAGAGAUGGAACUCAUGAACUCCGAGGGUUCGUUCCUAUCAAUGACAUCGGGGAGAGCAGCUUGGAGAAGCUCGGCUGGAUGCGCUAUGCGGACGGUAAAUGGGACAUACGAAACGGCCUAGUGAAAAUCAAGCAGGCUCAUGUGCCAAUGAAUCGAGGCAUCUUCAAGUUCGAUUUCAAUAAUGUGCACAAAAUUGAGAUGGUCGUCUCAGGCAGUCGACCGAACAGAGAACUCCAGCCCGGAAUGUACUUUCUCAGAGAUGGAACACAUGAACUCCGAGGGUUCGUUCCUAUCAAUGACAUCGGGGAGAGCAGCUUGGAGAAGCUCGGCUGGAUGCGCUAUGCGGACGGUAAAUGGGACAUACGAAACGGCCUAGUGAAAAUCAAGCAGGCUCAUCACGUGAACGUAGCAGACUGCAAGCAACAAGUCUACACGUCAACUAUAAACGGAGAGCAGAUGGUACUGGUAUCUGGAAAUGACGUCGACGAGAGUUACGAUCUCGGCAGAGCACUGACUGAUGAUCCAUGGAUAGAAACGGCUGUCUACCAGGAUCGAGCUGUGAGAGUCGAGCAUGCCGAAGGGACUAGCAUUACGGUACACAUGACAUCAGAGACUCGGCCUCAUAUGCUUCGUCAUAUCUCUCAGCUGGAGUCGUUCGAUGGGAUGAUUCAAGUAGAUCGCGAUAGCAAUCGAUAUUUGAAUAUUUCUUUUUUGGGAUCAAAGGGUACAUUGAUCGGGAAUAUUUUCUCAUCAGAAAAGAAAGACCAAAUUGAUAUGGCUUUUUCAGUUCAAGUGGACUCAAAAGUGCACCACUACAGAUCGAUAAUAUCGAUUCCAUCAUCGAUCAAUAGCAGUCGAUAUGUAUGUUUUCACCCAUCAGGUGACGUGAAGGGUGAAAUUUGCAAAUGGUUCAAGUACGAAACUCAGCGGCUCAACAGCUACCGCGUGGCACAUCGCUGGCAGAGGGGACAAGGAGAUUGUGGCGGAUGCAACGAACGUGGUGUGGAGAGCUUCUUGACAUCGUUGGAUCCCCGCCAAUGGUUCAACGGCAUCACCACACCUGUCGAGGCAUUCACGAUGGCCGUUGAGGUCGUCAUUGUAAUCUGUCUGAUUUUGCUUUUCUUCGCUAUCUGUACCAAAUGCCUUAUUCCUCUUUUACGAUGUACUUUCUCAGUCAGUGAAUCGCCAAAGAAAUAG